Corylus avellana is the source of this 1258-nucleotide messenger RNA. RefSeq lists its product as uncharacterized. The record is from RefSeq and is a predicted model, not a curated record. NCBI's taxonomy places the organism in Eukaryota, Viridiplantae, Streptophyta, Magnoliopsida, Fagales, Betulaceae.
UCGCUUUUGAUGCAUUAAAACCCCGUCUUCCAAGCAACAAAAUACACACUCUCGCCCUCUCUCUCUGCCUAAUCCAAUCCCUUUGCUUUCUUUUUCUUUCUCUCUUUCUCGCAAGUUUCUCUGUUUACGGCGGUGUUGCUGAGAAAAAACAAAGGUUGUUGAGAGAACAAUGAUGCGGCGGAGUGUAAUCGCUCCGGUCACCGACUUCACGACGGAUGACAUUGACGCCGCCGACGUCUUGCUCAUGCUCUAUUUACCGCGAGUGUUCCUCAAGGUCGAGAGAUGGGCCGUGAAGAGAAGGAGAUCUUCCUGGAGUUCAAUGCAAUCUUUCCGUCGUGGGGUCACUGGGUCUGGUGGGGUGGCUCUCAAGUGUGAGGCGGAAGGUGCACCGGCGGCCAAGGCCGAUUCCUUGAGUCCAGCGGUCAAGGCAGAGGCUUUGAUUCCGGCGGACAAGGCAGAGGCUUUGAUUCCGGCGGACAAGGCGGAGGCUUUGAGUCCGGCGACCCCUCUUUCCUUCCCGCCUAGUAGCGAAUCGGACGAGAAGCCGAAGCAAGACCUGCAAAGAAAAUUCCCUCAGAAAAGGAAGAGAGAGGAGUGGAUGGUGAUUAUUGACGGAUUAAAUCAAGACAGGGCUUUGCUAAAAGAGGAAAUUGAGAAUAUGAGACGUAAUUGCGACAACGUGAGAGCUUUCAAUUUGGAGUUGAAGGCGAAGUUAAGCUCUGGCCCCUGUUUGGAAACUGGUAAAAUUGGUGCAGAAAAUAAAGAUUCGGAUCAGAUUGGUCAGCUGCACCCCUUGUUGCCAUCUAGCAAUGGAUCUGGCAUGGCCCACAGCAAUAUGGGUCCAUCUGGUCUUCCUGAUCUCAACAUCUCUGCAGAAGGAACGAUCGGGAUUGAGUCUUCCGGACCGGUUGAUCUCAACGUGGCCAACAAGAAUUUGGGUCGGGCUAUGGCACUGGCUGCUCAAGCCAGACACAGGAGGAUGCUGAUUCGCAGGAUCAAGAAAAUUCAAGUCUCCAAUAACACGACGCAUAGAUGAGAUUUUAGAUUUUACUGUAUUAGCCUAUUAAUAUUGUUAAUUAGGUUUUGUCUUUUGAGGGAAGAUUUUGCUAAUCUUUCUUUUUUUUUUUCUUUUUUUUUUUUUUAAUUUUUUAAUUUUUAGGCAAUAUUUGUUGAUUGGCUAUCUGGAUGUAAAUUGGGAUAGCUCCAUAAUUUUUGGUCUAUUGAAGGAAGGUUUCUAUAAUGAGAUGGUUAUUGAGGA